AUGGCGGAGCCCGCCGACACGACCGACGCCGAUGAAGAUGGCGGGGGUGUCGCUGCGAAAGAAGCUGGAGAUGAGCUGGGAGCAACGGCGGAGAUGGGGCCAGACACUCAGGCCCUUUGCAUCUUUGGUGCCACCCGUCGACGGAUCCGACCGCGGAAGACGGUCUUCGAGCGGCUGCAACAGGCGAACCACUGCCGGUGGCACGUGGGCGAUCGCGUGUUGGUCCGAGAUCGGGACGACUCGGAGAUUGGCCGGAGCAAGCUGGGAGAAGCAGAUUGGAAGCCUGGCACUGUGACCUCUCUGAAUCCAGUGAAGGUUUGCCUCAAUGGAGGAAGCCAAUCCUUCACCUGGCGGGAGAUCAAGGAGCUCUCUGGAAGCCGUUCUCCAUCUCCUACCUCUGUGCGCUCCAACCGGCGGGGAGUGAAGCCAGCGACGGUGGAGGCUGUGAAGCGAGCACGGAAGCUCUCGCGCCGGCGUCGCCAACGAGAGAAGGAGGCAGAGCAAAAGGAGCAGGAGCUUGAGGAACGGGCGCUGAUGGUCACCAAAGCCAGGAGCACCAGUUCCUUGCCCAAAGCCGCUGAACAGAAGCGACAGGAAGAGGAUCGGCGGCUUCGAAUGGAAGAUUCCGGGUCGAUUGGGAAGGGAGCUGAAAACCCUCCAGGAAUCUUCAGGAGCUGA
Molecule: messenger RNA, 678 nt
Organism: Durusdinium trenchii
Lineage: Eukaryota; Dinophyceae; Suessiales; Symbiodiniaceae
Source: the annotation of a GenBank genome assembly